GACAAACGCGAUUGGUGCCAUCGAGAACCGACGCUGGCGAUUCCGCAACACAGAGGCAGAGCGGGCGAAGCAGCCUCAAAGCCACAUGUCUAAAUCAUCCAUUUGGACUGUUUUCUUCUGGAUUCCACUGGUUUAAUAGACGAGGAAUACGGUUAAAUACAUUCCGUCGUAGCUGCAAUGUUGAUAUGAUUUUUUUAUUUAGAGUCUCACGGAAAAGCUAGUGGAGCACAGCCGGCGAAUUCAAGCUACAGGACCCCAACCAACAGUUAGCUAGCUUUAGCCUGUUAGCUAGUCGCUAGCUUAAGAGCCGCUAAUUUGUCCACUCGCCAGGCACCUGCACACCGCGCUGACCUGUGUUAUAGCCUGUUACCCUGUCACAGUCAACGCUGAGGCCCCCCGAGUGUAAAUUUAAGUGUGUUUGAUUCAAGUGCCGGAGUGACAACACACAAACAGGCAACCGUGACGGGUUGAGUUUGGGACCAGAAAGGCGAAACAAGCGGUGUCCUCAAGUGGCCGUUCACCAUGGACAACGCUCACACAAAGACGGUUGAUGAAGUUUACAGCUUUUUUAACGUCAAUGAAAGCACGGGGUUGAGUUUAGAACAAGUGAGGAAACAAAGGGAACGAUACGGACCCAAUGAGUUGCCAGCUGAGGAGGGUAAAUCCCUCUGGGAGCUGGUCAUUGAACAGUUUGAAGAUUUGCUUGUGAGGAUCCUUUUACUUGCUGCUUGCAUAUCUUUUGUCCUGGCCUGGUUUGAAGAGGGUGAAGAAACCGUGACGGCCUUUGUGGAGCCUUUUGUUAUCCUACUUAUUCUUAUAGCCAAUGCCAUUGUAGGAGUCUGGCAGGAACGAAAUGCAGAAAAUGCCAUUGAAGCAUUAAAAGAGUAUGAACCAGAGAUGGGGAAGGUGUACCGCCAAGACAGAAAGAGUGUCCAGAGAAUCAAGGCCAGGGACAUUGUGCCUGGUGAUAUUGUGGAGGUAGCAGUUGGUGAUAAAGUGCCUGCAGACAUCAGGCUGUCUUCUAUCAAGUCAACCACGCUGCGGGUAGAUCAGUCAAUUCUGACCGGAGAAUCUGUGUCAGUGAUCAAACACACUGACCCGGUGCCAGACCCACGCGCUGUCAACCAGGACAAGAAGAACAUGCUCUUUUCUGGCACUAACAUUGCUGCUGGUAAGGCCGUUGGAAUUGUAGUUGCCACAGCUGGCAAUACAGAGAUCGGCAAAAUCCGCGAUGAGAUGGCGUCAACGGAGCAAGAGCGCACACCAUUACAGCAGAAGCUGGAUGAAUUUGGACAACAGCUAUCCAAGGUAAUUUCACUGAUCUGCAUUGCUGUUUGGAUCAUCAAUAUUGGACAUUUCAAUGAUCCGGUUCAUGGAGGCUCCUGGAUCCGGGGUGCUGUCUACUACUUCAAAAUUGCAGUGGCUCUGGCAGUUGCUGCUAUUCCUGAGGGUCUUCCUGCUGUCAUCACUACAUGCCUGGCUUUGGGAACACGCCGCAUGGCCAAGAAAAAUGCCAUUGUCCGUAGUUUACCCUCUGUGGAGACCCUUGGCUGUACAUCUGUCAUCUGCUCUGAUAAGACUGGCACGUUGACAACCAAUCAGAUGUCUGUGUGCAGGAUGUUUAUUAUUGACCGGGCAGAAGGUGACCACUGUUCCUUAAAGGAAUUCACUGUUACUGGCUCCACAUAUGCUCCAGAAGGAGAAGUCUUCCAUGAUGGCAAAACUGUCAGAUGUUCUCAGUAUGAUGCCUUGGUGGAGCUGGCCUCUAUCUGCGCUCUCUGCAAUGAUUCCUCACUAGACUACAAUGAGACCAAAGGUGUGUAUGAGAAAGUUGGUGAAGCCACAGAGACUGCUCUCACGUGCCUGGUGGAGAAGAUGAAUGUAUUUGACACUGAUGUUAAAAACCUGUCCAAGAUCGAACGAGCCAAUGCCUGUAAUUCUGUGAUCAAGCAGCUAAUGAAGAAGGAGUUCACCUUAGAAUUUUCCAGAGACAGAAAGUCCAUGUCUGUGUACUGCACCCCUAAUAAAGCCCGUUCUUCAGUUGGGAAAAUGUUUGUAAAGGGUGCCCCUGAGGGAGUAAUUGACAGAUGCACUCACAUCCGUGUAGGCAGCAACAAAGUACCUUUGACCCCUGGGAUCAAGGAAAAGCUAAUGUCUGUAAUUAGGGAAUAUGGAACUGGAAGGGACACCCUGCGUUGUUUGGCCCUAGCUACUCGAGACAACCCCAUGAGCAAGGACAGCCUGGUGUUAGAGGAUUCCAGCCGCUUCAUUGAGUAUGAGACUGAUCUGACAUUUGUUGGAUGUGUGGGCAUGCUGGAUCCUCCCAGGGUUGAGGUGGCAGCAUCCAUUAGGCUCUGUCGUCUCGCAGGAAUUCGAGUGAUUAUGAUCACAGGAGACAACAAGGGAACGGCAGUGGCCAUCUGCAGGCGUAUUGGUAUUUUUGGAGAGGACGAUGAUGUUUCUAGCAUGGCUUUCACCGGGCGAGAGUUUGAUGAUCUGUCACCGGCUGCACAAAGAGAAGCUGUGGUGAAGGCCCGCUGCUUUGCCCGUGUUGAGCCAUCACAUAAAUCAAAGAUUGUUGAGUAUCUGCAAUCCUAUGAUGAGAUUACGGCUAUGACUGGAGAUGGAGUUAAUGAUGCUCCUGCUCUAAAAAAGGCUGAGAUUGGCAUUGCUAUGGGCUCAGGCACUGCUGUGGCCAAAACUGCUUCUGAAAUGGUGCUGGCUGAUGACAACUUUUCUACGAUUGUAGCAGCAGUGGAGGAGGGUAGAGCCAUUUAUAACAAUAUGAAGCAGUUUAUCAGAUACCUCAUCUCUUCAAAUGUGGGCGAAGUGGUUUGUAUCUUCCUGACUGCAGCUCUUGGCUUCCCUGAAGCUCUGAUCCCAGUUCAGCUGCUUUGGGUCAACCUGGUCACUGAUGGUUUGCCUGCCACUGCUUUGGGUUUCAACCCACCAGACUUGGACAUCAUGAAUAAACCUCCACGUAAUGCACGUGAGCCCCUCAUCUCAGGAUGGCUGUUCUUCAGAUACCUAGCAAUUGGAUGCUAUGUGGGCGCUGCCACUGUUGGCGCUGCAGCAUGGUGGUUUGUUGCUGCAGAGGAUGGUCCCAGAAUCACCUUUUAUCAGCUGAGCCACUUCCUGCAGUGUGGUCCAGAGAAUCCAGACUACCAGGAUUUGGACUGUAAGAUCUUUGAGUCCCCAUAUCCCAUGACCAUGGCGCUCUCUGUGCUGGUCACUAUUGAGAUGUGCAAUGCCCUAAACAGUGUAUCAGAGAACCAGUCCCUGCUGCGAAUGCCGCCCUGGGAGAACGUGUGGCUGCUGGGAGCCAUCUGCCUCUCCAUGUCCCUUCACUUCCUCAUCCUCUAUGUAGAGCCUCUUCCUAUCAUCUUCCAGAUCACUCCUCUGAAUCUGACACAGUGGCUGAUGGUGCUCAAGAUCUCCCUGCCAGUCAUUUUACUGGAUGAGAUGCUCAAAUUUGCAGCCAGAAAUUACCUGGAGCCUGGUAAAGACCUGGAGAAACCUGCCAGCACCAAAGGCUGCUUCCUGUCUGCAUGUAUGGAGGGAAUCUCCUGGCCCUUCGUGGCCAUUUCUCUCCCCUUGGUCCUCUGGAUCUACAGCUCCGACACUAACAUGGCCGACAUGUUCUGGUCCUGACUGACUUGAGCACAACCUCGACUUUUCCAUUUUCCUUUCCCCACCACCACCACCACCACCGCUGCCAUCAUCACUUCCUCUUUUCUCCCCCUAUUCCCUCUCUGCCUUCCUACAUGUGCAUAGCUAGUGUGUGUGAGUUUGUAGGUUUAGUGUGUAUGCUUGUGCGUGCCUACCGUGUGUACGAGAAGGACCAACUUUAACACGUUAAACAUAACAAAUAAUAUUAAAUGUUAACAUUAAGAAGUCGCUUGUUUUGAGUUAGGACAGGAUUUGAGUGGGUGAGGCUUUAAAUGUGAGUGUUAGAAGACCAUCACUCCCCGAGCCGUGGACUUUACUGCUGGUAUGAAAGAAAAAUAAUGUUGCCAGAUUUUUUUUUUUUUUUUCAUUUUAAUAUUGCCUUUAAGGUUUAUAUUUUUAAUAAUUUUGGUGAUAUCAUUAGUCUCAAUUCACUACAGUGACACCAUAUCGUUUUGUUUGGUUUGCCUCCUUAUGAAAAGAUCUAGAUAUCAGAAUUCCAUUGAUCUGUAAAGAGACUGAACACUAUUUUAUGCAACUUUUUUUAUGGCUUUGUAAAUUGUUUGACCAGCGUGGCUUAGACAUACCGCCUUGAUUUAUUUUGUAAUGUUUACCAUUGUGUCUUCAGUACAAACUCAGAACUCUUUCAGAGAGGACAAGCACGACAAGUGUGGCAGACGAGGACGGGGAAAGGUUUGGGAGUGAACGUUUUGAAUGCUCCGCUUAAACAAAAGACGAAAAAAAUCUGAAAAACAAAAGCCGCAUGUCCUGUGACCAAGCAUGAACUGUGGUUUCUCAUUCCUAAUUUAAUUGUGUCUAUGCCCCCAUGUUAGAGUGUAAAGUAAGUUCAUGGAUGUUUUUUACUCCUAAUUUGAAAAAAAAAGCCAGUUUUUCUGCACUGGGCAGAGCACAGCUACCUCAAUAUGAUACAAGAUUUUUUGCUCAUCUCUAGAUGCUUCUCCUCCUGACUUUUUACAGUCAGCAGUCUCGCUAAAGCAUAACAUCUGAGGUGUGCCCCUAGUAACUUGUGCAGAAAACAGAACAAAAUCUUUCUUCCCUCUAACAUUUUUAAGGAUAUAUAUAUAUAUAUAUUUUGUUUGUAUUGAUUCUUGACAUUCAUUCAUUAACUUUAUUUGUGUUUUGCUUUGGAGACAGAACGGGUUGGGGAUGAAGUCUGCUCAUGAUCAUCUCCAUGGCGUUUGAUUCAAAGGACAAUAAAACUGAUUUUCUGAAAAGAUACUAAUACAGCCAAUAUUCCAAAUGAACUUGGAUUACAAUUAAGAUUAAAAAUGAUGUUUUUUUUUUACUUAAAAAAAAUACACUCAUGAACCCUUUGAAUCAAAGUGUUUUCUGUCUUUAUUUAAUGAUUGAGGCCAGUGGUUAUCAACAUUAACUAUAUCCAGUGUUUUUGUAUAUGUGCAUAUACUUGAAUACAAACCAUUUCAGACAUAUGAAUGCUUCAGUUUUUUGGCACAACAUGACUGAUCCAGUCAAACAGAUCGUGUGUACAUUCUACUUUUUAAUACUUAGAGUACUAUAGUUGGGUAGACCAUAUUUUGUUGUAGCGUGUACAUGUUGGAUUAGAUCCCAUACAGUCAACUACACUAACAUUUGACCAUAUAAGCAUAAUUUUUUAUGAAAAUCUUUGUGUGAAAAUGCCCUCUAAAGCAUGUUUUUUGAGCCUGGGUUUGUUUGCACUGUGUGUUUGUGUUCCACUUAACAGCAACUGUGUGCUUUUCUUCCUCAAUGCCUUCCAUUGGCUCCCCUGCCAGUAGAGUUGGCUCUCAUAAAUACUUCACAAACUUUAAGAGUGGGCUCAGAGGCUGGAAUUGUCAACUUACUGUCCAGCAUGUGCGCCCACUCUUCUUCAGCUUCACACUCCUCAGAUGACUUGACGACCAGCAGUGUGUGUACCCUUGCACAGUAUAAAAAAAAAAAAAAUGGUGGAAAAAAAAAGGACACGUUUUCAUAGUAAUAAGACCAAAAACAUGAGGGUAUACUUAAAAGUGGGCGGGGCCAGGAGCAUGGCUACCAUUGCAGCCCGUGAACCAUACAACACAACCACACACUUUUACACACUUAUACCUCUGUGUGCAGAUGCUAUAUCUAUAUGACACUAUUCCAGUUUUGUGUGCAGGGAAGCUCUCGACACCCUCCUUCUUGCAUGAAGAACAUGUUUCUGACUUCCAUGGUAGCUUGCUGCGUAGAAAAUCUUGAAACACUGGGUUGAUGGUCUUAGCUGUACAUCAGUGUAAGGUACACUCAUGCAUGCGUUUCAGCUGUAUGUAGGCUUUGCAAUUUGUAUUUAUAGAUUAUAAUGUAUAAUACUCAAAUUACAUAUUAAGAUGAUUUUAAGAUGGAUAUAUCAUAAAUAUUGGGAAAUCACUGUUUUUACUGUAACGGUUUGGGUAAUUUGCACAAUAUUAGAUAUAGAGAAAUGACUCAUGCUGAACUUGACUGUGCUCUACUAUUUUUUUAAGCCAAUUCUUUCCCCUUUGGUAACUACAAAGGCCGAUCACUGAUCCAUUUCUAUCUGAUGAAUUAGUCCUCUGUGAUCAGGACAACAGACUGACACUUUGAUUCAUUGGUAUCCUGCAAUACGACAUAGUUUUUCUGUUUUCUUAUUGCCUCUGCAUUAAUAAUAUCAUCAUGUAUCUUUAUCAACUGCUGUAAAACUGUGAUCUAAUGUGAGGGGGCCUGUGCUUGUCCACUCCGUGACCUGAUCAAAGAACAAUAGAGAUAUGUCAAAUGAGGGGAUCAUUAUUGAAGAAGAAUAAUGAUUGUAUGUGCAUUACUGAGGAUGUGGUUUCAGGUAAAUAAAACAAUAUAGUAUUUGAA
This is a messenger RNA of Sphaeramia orbicularis (orbiculate cardinalfish), 6504 nucleotides long. RefSeq names its product ATPase sarcoplasmic/endoplasmic reticulum Ca2+ transporting 2b (gene atp2a2b). Gene Ontology annotation, cellular component: membrane. Gene Ontology annotation, biological process: calcium ion transport. The record is from RefSeq and is a predicted model, not a curated record. Gene Ontology annotation, molecular function: ATP hydrolysis activity; ATP binding; P-type calcium transporter activity. Bases 523 to 3651 code for a protein of 1042 amino acids. Lineage: Eukaryota; Metazoa; Chordata; Actinopteri; Kurtiformes; Apogonidae. The transcript has 24 exons.